Molecule: messenger RNA, 6533 nt
Organism: Myxocyprinus asiaticus (Chinese sucker)
Lineage: Eukaryota; Metazoa; Chordata; Actinopteri; Cypriniformes; Catostomidae
Gene: xrn1
Product: 5'-3' exoribonuclease 1
Exons: 42
Coding region: 206-5302 (1698 amino acids)
Biological process (GO): rRNA catabolic process; nuclear-transcribed mRNA catabolic process
Cellular component (GO): nucleus
Molecular function (GO): 5'-3' RNA exonuclease activity; RNA binding
Source: RefSeq, a predicted model, not a curated record
UGUAGUGUCUGAUUAGUGUCGGAACGGUGUUACAAUAUGUGACAUCAUGUGCGUUUCCACACGGACGUUCUUGUUAGCUGGACAGUGACGGCUCAUACGAAAAACAAAACCGACAGAGCUAGCAACAUCAAUAUAUGAAACCCUACUCAUCCUGGCUUCUUUAUAGAUUUGCACUCCGUUAAUCUUAUUUGACGGGUUAGAAAAGAUGGGAGUGCCUAAAUUUUACCGGUGGAUAUCCGAGCGCUAUCCGUGUCUGAGUGAAGUUGUUAAAGAGCAUCAGAUCCCAGAGUUUGACAACCUUUAUUUAGAUAUGAAUGGAAUCAUCCAUCAAUGUUCCCACCCCAAUGAUGAGGACGUACACUUCCGUAUUUCUGAGGAGAAGAUUUUCGCUGACAUUUUUCACUACCUGGAGGUGCUCUUCCGCAUUAUCAAGCCCAGGAAAGUGUUUUUCAUGGCGGUGGAUGGAGUUGCACCCAGGGCCAAGAUGAACCAGCAGCGUGGGAGGAGAUUCAGGUCAGCAAAAGAAGCUGAGGAGAAAAUCAAGAAGGCUUUGGAGAAAGGCGAAGUUUUACCCACAGAGGCUAGAUUUGACUCGAACUGCAUCACGCCUGGAACGGAUUUCAUGGCCAGACUACAAGAGCAGCUUAAAUAUUUUGUUCACUAUAAGCUGUCCACGGACAAAACAUGGCAAGGAGUAAAUGUGUAUUUGUCUGGUCAUGAGACCCCUGGUGAAGGAGAGCACAAGAUCAUGGAGUUCAUUCGCUUUGAGAGCACCAAGCCGGGUCAUAACCCAAACACAAGACACUGCCUUUACGGUUUGGAUGCUGACCUGAUGAUGCUUGGUUUGACAAGCCAUGAGCCUAAUUUUUCUCUCCUCAGAGAGGAGGUACGCUUCGGAGGGAAAAAAUCACAAAAGAGGAUAACAGCUCCUGAGGAGACGACCUUUCAUCUGCUCCACCUCUCUCUUAUGAGGGAAUACAUUGACUAUGAGUUUUCUGAGCUCAGGAAAAAGAUCUCAUUUGAGUAUGACCUGGAGCGGAUCAUAGAUGACUGGGUCCUAAUGGGUUUCCUGGUGGGGAACGACUUCAUCCCUCAUCUUCCUCACCUGCACAUCAACCAUGAUGCACUGCCUCUGCUCUACCGAACUUACAUCAGUGUGCUGCCCACUCUCGGGGGCUACCUGAAUGAAAACGGUCACCUCAACCUCGCCCACUUUGAGAAGUACCUGGAAAAGCUAUCUGAUUUUGACCGUGAACACUUCAGCGAGGUGUUUGUGGAUCUGAAGUGGUUUGAGAGUAAGGUGGGGAACAAAUACUUGAAUGAGGCAGCUGGGCUGGCGGCCGAGGAGGCUGAUGUCAAAGACAUGAAGAAGAGUAAGUCUUCAGAGGGCUCCCUCUGUCUAGCUGCACUUGGAGUCAAGGAUUCUAACAGCAGUCCAGGAAGAGGCACAGAGGAGGAUGGUGAGGAUGAUGACAUGUUUGAAACAGAGUUUCGACAGUAUAAGCGCACCUAUUACAUGACCAAGAUGGGUGUUGAAGUCGUUUCAGAUGAAUUCUUGGCCAAUCAGGCUAAAUGUUACGUGGAAGGGAUCCAGUGGAUCUUACACUACUACUACCAUGGAGUUCAGUCCUGGAGCUGGUAUUAUCCGUACCACUAUGCUCCAUUCCUCUCUGAUGUGAGAAACAUCUCUAGUCUCACUUUGACCUUUGACCUGGCCAAACCCUUCAUGCCAUUCGACCAGCUCUUGGGUGUCCUGCCUGCAGCCAGCAAAGAUCUGCUUCCACAGUGUUACCAGCACCUUAUGACGUCACUGAGCUCGCCCAUUGUCGAGUAUUACCCACAAGACUUCAAAACAGACCUGAACGGCAAACAGCAGGAGUGGGAAGCCGUGGUGCUCAUCCCGUUUAUCGAUGAGAAUCGAUUGUUAGCUGCGAUGGAGCCAUACACGCAUAAAAUGACCCCGUCGGAGAAGGCCAGGAACAGGCAUACUGAGUGUUCUGUCUACUGCUUUGAUAAAGAGCAGGACUAUGCCUACAACUCCCCCUUACCCCAAAUCCUCCCCAGCAUCGUCCACUGCCAUGCCAGGCAAACGGCAAUCCCGAUUGAUGCAUGGCGUGUGCCACUGGACCAUGUAGGGCGCAGGAUUGACAGAGGAGCGCUUUACUUCUGCGGCUUCCCCACCUUACAGCACAUUCAGCAUAAAUUUUAUAAGAAGAAAAGUGGAGUGAUGGUGUUUCAACAAAGCAGCAGAGGAGAGAACAUGAUACUGGAGGUUUUAGACAGCCAGGAGUUGGAGCAGGUAGAUGACGUUGCAGCACUGGUUCUUGGAAAGUGUGUUUUUGUGAACUGGCCCCAUCUAAUGGAAGCUCGAGUAGUAGCUGUUUCAGAUGGAGAAAUAAAGUAUUCUUUAGAGGAACCCUCAGGAUCACAGACACUGUAUCUGGGGAACACUCCUCCACCUGCUAAAGUGACCAAUCUGACUGAUAAAGAGCAGAAGGAGUGGGUUAAAGAAGUGCAAGGCCUCACAGAGCACUUCGGCAAGCGUAAAGGCAUUGUGAUCAGUGAGACGGAUGUGGUGGUAUACGCCCAGCUGCUGACAGGCAGGAAGUAUGUCAUUGGUCACAGUGGAAAGGUCCAUUUGGAGAAGCAGUUUUCCAAACAGGUCCUGCCCUUUCCAUACCAGACCAUUGUGAAGGAUAUCAAAACCUUUGACUCCUCAUUGACACGCUUCAAGACAUUGGAGGAGCUGUUUUCUCCAGGAACCGUUGUAUUUAUGGUUGGAAACCCAUAUUAUGGCACAAUGGGAGAUGUGCAAGACUCUAGUGAUGUCAUCAGUGAGGGACGAGUCAGAGUGGUCUUCUCCGUACCGUGUGAACCUCAACUUGAUGCCUUAAUACAGAACCAGCACAAAUACUCGGUGAAGUACAGUCCUGGGUAUGUGCUUGCCUCCCGCCUGGGAAUCAUUAGCUACCUCGUCUCAAGAUUCUCCGGUAGCAUCUUCAUUGGAAGAGGAUCCAAGAAAAAUCCUCAUGGAGAGCAAAAAGCGAAUGUGGGCCUUAAUCUCAAGUUCAACAAGAAGAAUGAGGAAGUUCCUGGAUACACCAAGAGAACAGAGAAGGAGUGGCUCUACUCGGCUGCUGUAGAGGAACUGUUAGCUGAAUACUUAGAAAGAUUUUCAGAAGUGUUUGACUUUGUAGCGAGAAACAGUCACGAUGACGUGUUUUUUGAAGAUGACAUUUGGCCAGGAGAGGAUGAGAAUGGGUCUGAAAAGGUCCAGGAGAUCCAGACAUGGCUUAAAACUCAUCCUGUCAGCUCUUCCUCCAGAGCGUCAUGUGACCUUCAGAUCCUGGACGCUGGCAUUGUGGAGAAGAUUGAGGAAGAGCUAGAGAAGACCAAGGCAAAGAAGAUGAACAAGAAAGUGCGGGUCACUGUGAAGCCUCACCUGCUCUUCAGGCCGUUGGAGCAGCAGCAUGGUGUAGUUCCUGAUCCUGAGGCAGAAUAUCACCUGUUUGACCGUGUCAUCAACGUCAGAGAGAGCUUCUCUGUUCCACUCGGCCUUCGAGGAACUGUCAUUGGUAUCAAAGGAGCUGAACGAGAGGCUGAAGUUCUGUAUGAGGUGCUGUUUGAUGAGGAGUUUGCUGGAGGACUCACUAUCAGGUGCUCUCCUGGGCGUGGCUAUCGAUUGCCCCCCAGUGCCUUAAUCAACCUGAGUCAUGGCAGCAGGAAGGAGCAGGGUUCACACAAACUCACAGCCAUUGUCAAACCACAGCCCUCUUCUUCUCAUUUCGCUCACAAGGGCCAGCUGGGUGGCCUUAACCACUCGCCAUGCUCCGCGUUUAUACCUACACAGCAUCAGAAUGGCAGACAAAGUUUUAAUCUCAGGGCUGAUGCUCAGAGCAACAGACACUUGCCUCACAAAGCCCUCAACCAGAAAAACCAACAUAAGGACUCUGGUACUGAGAGGGAGUUCAGUAAUGUAUGGCAGUCUCUGCAGAGUUCAGGAAUGCCUCAGAAACCACCUGCUCACUGGCAAAACAAUGCUGGGAAAAGCAGUGGAUCAGUGCCACAACAGCAGCAAUUGGAGGGACAAAAUAAACAGAUCCAAGGCAACGACUCUAACAAACCUGCUGCAAGUGGCAAUAUUAGACUGCUAAAGAGAAAUGAAGAUUUGAAUGCUGCUCUCCUACAGGGGCCUUCAAAUAAGGUAUCCACAGAAUUUGAAGAGCUUAUAGCCAAUCUGAAAAUCUCAAAGGAGUCUGAGCCCAUCCUGCCUCAUUCACCUAAAGAGCCCAAGAGCCAAUCAGGAGAACCUCUCUCUCCGCAGUCCUUUGCCAUGAAGGGAACUCUGGUUUUGAAAGAAAUGUUGAAAAUUGACAGUUCUGCAACAAGUUCCUCUGCUCCUGACUCCACUUCACUUUCUGGAGGCCAGAGUUCAGAACCCCCCAACGCCCAACAACAGAGCAAGAGACGCUCCAGCAAAAAGCUAGCUGCUCGGAUGAACACACCUCAGACUGAGGCCCCAGCACCUCCUCUGGCAGGCCAGCCUCCCAUCCUGCCCAGCAUUGCUGUUGAGCUUGGCCGGGUGUGCAUGGGUCUAGGGAUGGGACCUCCGGAAUUUGCCUUCCUCCGCAACAGACAGAGUCUAACAGUGUGUCAGGUGAAGUUGUCCAAUGGUCUUCAGGUGCACGGUCCUCAAUGUCAGUCUGAAUCUGAAUCCAAAGAGAAAGCUGCACUCUUUGCCCUUCAACGCUUGAACUCAUUGGGUUCAUUCCCAUUGCCUCCUCCCAUAUUCCCUGGAGUUCAGCAGAUGAGGCCUCUCGCUCCUCAUCCCUCUAUGUUUAGUCAGCCACCAGGUGGUCUUUUGAUGCCCCCACAAGGCUAUGGACCUCUUCACUGGGGUAUGCAACUUCCCAACCAAGGGCAGCCAUUCUAUGGAGGAACAUUCCCCGGAGCACGACCCCCUGCAUCCACUGCAGCCGGCGGAUCCCACAACCAGUUUGUUCCCCUCCAGGUGACCAAGAAGCGAGUUUCAGGCCGAUCAAAACAGGUGUCGACCAGCGCUGCCAAUGCUGGUCAGAUCCAGAGCAGUGGACCUUCCCAACCAGCUGCUUCUGUCUCAGUGCCCCUAUCAGCUCCCAAGACCCCCCCACCCACCCGAAACUAUGAGCCUUCAGAGAAGCCCACACCGACUACACCUAAGACGCCCAGGCAAAACGCCAACCCUCACACGCCCGGAUCGGCCUCCAAGCGGAAACAAAGGAAACUCGCAGUCAACUUUGAGGCUGCAAAAGUGACUGACUGAAAUAAUUUUAUCAUGCUGUCUGUCUCUCAUCAGCUCUACAAAUGAUCAUAGUUACGAAAGAAUGCUGUGGAAACCGAGAUCGAAAGAAAACAUGGACUAUGUUUUCAUGAUAUGAUCAUGCUUGUAGAGACAUAAUUUAUACGUCUCUGGCUCUGAAAUGGUUUUGUAUUUGUUUUAGUUGCCAUGUUUUGAGUGGAGGUAGUUGUGAGGAAAACUUUUACUGCUAUUGAUUACUGCACCAAAAUGAUCAUUGAAUACUUGAUCAUGAAAGAGGUUUUACAUUUACCUCAGCUCUUUUUUUUCUUCUUUUUUUGACUCAAUAUCAAAUCCUUUAGCUUUUAUUACGAUCACUGGUUGCUUUCCAACGCAGUAUUUUAAUAUUCAAAGUGCAAUAAUUAGUUUUGUAGUUGUGGAACAUUAUACAGUACACAAGAAAGUAAUACAAUUUGGCAUAAAUUGCUGCAAAAUACCAUCUGUACUGGUAUUACAUUUUUUUUUAUAAGGCACAGUUGUGCAGUCCAGCAUGAGAGAACAUAAUUUUAUCUUCUUAAGGUGUGACUUUAAUAAACAGUAAAACAUGCUGAAACCUUGGAGCAAGUUUCAGAGGUUUGAAUUAAGCCGAGUGCUGUUCUAAAACUUUUUGGAAGAUUCAUAGACCUAAUCUACAAUAGGCAUUGAAACCAGCCCAUUUUGUUCACCCAGCCAGAAAGCACACAGAUUUAAGGAAAUAUAAUCCCUGUGGAUUAUUGUAUAAAUAGGGUUUAACAUGGUCAGGUGGGGAUGAAAAUUUGAACACAACUGCCUUUCUAAUAAGAUGUUGUUUGUUGCUUGAUUUAUGUCUUUUCAAAUGGGUUGUGGACAUUUCAAAAUUUUAUUUUUGUAUAAGCCUACCUUUAUUUCUGGGGAAAUGUUAAAGUUCUAUGAUUUUAAAAUGAAUUUUGUGUACUAAGAUCCAUGGAUUUUAUAUGCACCAUUUUACAAAUCGGAUAAUAGUAAUUGUUAAUAUUUCUCUUUCAAGCUAUUCUGGUGCCCUUUUGUUUUCAUCGUCUCCACAUAUUUGUAUCCCACCAGAUCUUUUUUGCCCAAGUUUUAAAUGUUGAAACUAUGAACAAACACUUUUAUUUUAAAAGGCGUUUUGUUGUUUAUUUAAUGACUUGACAAAAAAUGAGUGCACCUCCUUAUUAGUUGAUGUGCUGUAAAUUUUAUCAUAAUAAACAUUUUGCUAACAUAA